This is a messenger RNA of Sardina pilchardus (European sardine), 2260 nucleotides long. It is a transcript of the gene hnf4b, whose product is annotated as hepatic nuclear factor 4, beta. Lineage: Eukaryota; Metazoa; Chordata; Actinopteri; Clupeiformes; Clupeidae. The coding region runs from base 503 to 1966 and encodes 487 amino acids. The transcript is spliced from 10 exons. The record is from RefSeq and is a predicted model, not a curated record. Gene Ontology annotation, molecular function: nuclear receptor activity; zinc ion binding; RNA polymerase II cis-regulatory region sequence-specific DNA binding. Gene Ontology annotation, biological process: cell differentiation; anatomical structure development; positive regulation of transcription by RNA polymerase II.
CUGAUAGGUAAACAGUUAGCAGAACCUCACUGGGUUCCUAUCUAUCUCCUUAUUUAUUUAUCCUGCUGCCCCUCCAUUUGUAUUUGUUUCUCCGCUGGGGUAUCAGUCCCUGUGUAUGAGCCAUCUUUGUCAUGCUGAAAGUUACUGGAUGAGGACAACUCUGACCAAAGGUCUUUCUGCCGAGAACAGUCAGCUGUAUGUGACAGAGCAAUAUAGCUUUUCACAGCAGAGGACUGAGGGGAGUUGCCACUAAUGUCUGUAUGGGAAUCCUAGUUUUUGAUGUAGGCCGAAGACGGACGAAGCACACAGUGUGAGAGGAGUUUAAUUCACUAAGAGUGACUGAAAACUAAUUCAUUAGUGAGCAGGAGUAACUGAGGAGUAAGCGUGGAGUAAGCGUGGAGUAAGGCUGAUCUGGGUCACAGUGGUCCUUGUUGUUGAGAGUAGAGUGAGUCACGGCUGGGCCCCGCGCUGUUUGUAGCAGUGCAGCACAGCACAGCACAUCAUGCGGAUCAACAGAGUUGGGCUGGACCUGGACACCAGUGACUAUGGCAUGAACCUGGAACCGUCCUACACCAUGCUGGAGUUUGACAGCUUGAGAGCACUUCCUGAAGAGGCAGAGCCACUGGUGCCAGGGCCGGCGCCAUCCCUGCCCCCGAGCAGCGGCAGCCUGUGCUCCAUCUGCGCCGACCGGGCCACGGGCAAACACUACGGCGCCGCCAGCUGUGACGGCUGCAAGGGCUUCUUCCGCAGGAGUGUGAGGAAGAACCACGCCUACACGUGCAGGUUCAACAGACAGUGUGUGGUGGACAAGGACAAGCGGAACCAGUGCCGCUAUUGCCGGCUCAGAAAGUGUUUCAGGGCCGGCAUGAGAAAAGAAGCCGUCCAGAAUGAGCGGGACCGGAUCAGCUGCCAGAGAGACGGACAGAGGCUCGGAACGCUGUCCAUUAACAUGCUCCUGCAGGCAGAAGCCAGCACGCAUCAGUUCCUGUCCUCAGUCCCUGGCAUCCCCUGUGACACAGGCAUGAAGAAGGUUGCCCGCGUGGGGGACGUAUGUGAAUCCAUGAAGCAGCAGCUCCUUCUGCUGGUGGAGUGGGCAAAGCGCAUCCCUGAGUUCUGCGAGCUGCCGGUGGAUGACAGGGUGGCCUUGCUUAGAGCCCAUUCUGCCGAGCAUCUCAUCCUUGGCGUGGCGCGCCGCUCCCUUCCCUACAAUGACAUCAUCCUUCUGGGAAACGACUUCAUCAUCCCCGUGAACGGACCCGAGAUGGAGGUGUCCAAAGUGGCGGCCCGGAUUCUAGAAGAGCUCGUCAGGCCGCUGCGAGAGCUGGAUGUCACCGACAUGGAGUUCGCCUGUCUGAAAGCCAUCGUCUUCUUUGCCCCAGACUGCCCAGGGCUGCUGAGUCCUCAGGCGGUGCGGCAGGUCCGUUUCCAGGCCCAGGUGCUGCUGGACGAGGCCACGUACGAGCAGCGCGGGCGCUUCGGGGAGCUGCUGCUCAUGCUGCCGCCGCUGCAGAGCGUGGCCUGGCAGAUGGUCGAGACCCUCCAGCUGGCUCGCCUGCUCGGGGAGGCGGCCGUCGACAGCCUGCUGCUGGAGAUGCUGCUGGGAGAGGGGGGGGCCGCCGCCGGGGCCCGGGGAGGCCCUGGAGCCUCUAAUGGACCUGGGGACGGGGAAGGGGCCGGAGUCGGGGUCCAUGUCCAGUCCAAAGGCCCACAUCCAGGAAGUAACGCCGAUGUCUUCUCAUUCAUGUCCUCUGGAGACCCUGCCUUGGCCUGUGGUCCCCUUGGUGUCCAGGAGGUGCUGCCAAACCAAUUUAUCUCUGUAAUUCUGCCUGUACCAAACUCUUUGCCAGGUCUUCCAAUGGUACCCACGCAGACUGGCACUGAGGUGUACAGACCAGGAGAAGACGCAGGCAUGGCCCAAGAGAUGCCAAACAGCAUGCCAAUCCCACCUGGGCACACGUGCCUCUGAGAAAACAAACCACGCACACACUCACAAACACGUGCACGUACGCUGACACAAAAACACCUGGAUAUGCAGAGGCUCACAUUGCACCAGAAGACUGAUAACAAAUGAUGAAGUCAGCCACUGAUCAGCCUAACAAGCAAGCGUCAGUAAUGCACAACAGUGCAACAGUGCAACAGUGCAACAGUGACCAAUGAUUCAGAGAUUCAUUGAUCAAUGACUCAAGUGGUGUUAUUCAAUGAAUGAUUAAUAGUAGUGUCAACUACAUUCUAAAUAAACAGUUAUUUUCAUUUCAUAGUA